This is a messenger RNA of Amaranthus tricolor (Joseph's coat), 750 nucleotides long. RefSeq lists its product as uncharacterized. Bases 1 to 750 code for a protein of 249 amino acids. NCBI's taxonomy places the organism in Eukaryota, Viridiplantae, Streptophyta, Magnoliopsida, Caryophyllales, Amaranthaceae. The transcript has 2 exons. The record is from RefSeq and is a predicted model, not a curated record.
AUGGCGCAACAACUGAGCAAACUCUCAAAACCCAGUAGACAGCUGUUAAGCAACACCGAGAAAAACCCUUUCGGGCAUGUAAAUGCAGUUACACUAAGAAGCGGCACCACCUAUGAUCCUCUACCCAUGGCUGUUGUUGACAAUGAAGAAGAAGAGGUGGUAGUAGAGGAAAAAACACCUAAUGAGGAGAAAAAGGAGGAACAACCAGCACCUGCCUCAGAGAAGAGAAAGCAGCCCACUACUGAUGUAUAUGUACCAACUGUUCCUUUUCCACAAAGAUUAGCGCAUGACACCAAGAGUUUCACCAUUCCAGUCACAUUUGGUGAAGUUUUAGUCAAUAAAGCACUUGCCGAUUUGAGAGCUAGUGUGAGUAUCAUGUCGCUAUCUUUAUGUAAGAGGAUCAAUGCUGAGAUCAAGCCAACUAGGAUGUCUUUACAGCUAGCCGAUAGAUCAGUAAGGUUUCCAUUCGGAGUUGUUGAAGAUUUGCCAGUUCAAAUAGGGAAGUUUUAUGUCCCUUGUGAUUUUGUGAUCUUGGAUAUUGUUGAAGAUCAUGUCAUACUUAUCAUUCUUGGGAGGGAUUUUCUGAAGACUGAACGGACUGUUUUUGAUGUGUUUAAUGGCAAGCUCACAUUGAAUAUCUUGGGGGAGAACGUUGAGUAUCGUCUUUCCUCAAUGAUGAAAGGCCCCGCCGAUGAAACCCUGUGCAGAGCAGAAGUAGCAAGGGUUGAGAUUAUACACCCACAGUAUUAA